Messenger RNA from Aspergillus terreus NIH2624, 1845 nucleotides. Its product is annotated as RNA-binding protein VTS1. The transcript has 3 exons. Gene Ontology annotation, cellular component: P-body. The coding region runs from base 1 to 1845 and encodes 614 amino acids. Gene Ontology annotation, biological process: nuclear-transcribed mRNA poly(A) tail shortening; regulation of mRNA stability. The record is from RefSeq and is a predicted model, not a curated record. Gene Ontology annotation, molecular function: protein binding; translation repressor activity; mRNA binding. Lineage: Eukaryota; Fungi; Ascomycota; Eurotiomycetes; Eurotiales; Aspergillaceae.
AUGGCUAGCCACAUCAUCGGAAACCGCAACAGCACUCCGGACGCUACCAAAUCCACCACCCUUCGACCUCCAUCCUCGUCUCGCAACCUCGGUACACAUCAGCUUCGAGCCUCCGCCGAUAUGUCGGGUUUUCCCUCUCCGCUGUCCUCGCGCAGCAUCCGUCCCUCGUCUGAAGUGUUCUUUAACCAGCAGUCUCAGACGCCGAACAACACAGAGGACCCUCUGGAUCGGGCGGCGCAGCAGUGGCUGGCUGAUAUCGAUCAGUAUGAAACCACACUGGAAGAGAUGGCGGCCGCUACGCUGGACCAGGAUUUCAAGGAUGAACUGAGCGCCAUCGAACAGUGGUUCCGUGUCCUCAGCGAGGCAGAGAGAACCGCUGCGUUGUAUGCUUUGUUGCAGCAGACCACUCAGGUGCAGAUUCGUUUCUUCAUCCAGGUCUUGCAGCAGAUGGCCAAGAGCCAUCCCAUGUCGGGAUUGUUGUCUCCGGCCAACUUUGGUGAAAAAGAUGCCAUGUCCAACCGCCUGAACGAUGCCAUGUCAAAGCUGAACGUGGAUACUUCCCGGAACUCCCUGGGACGCCCUCCCCCUUCUCCUGGCGCUAAGCGGAAUUCUGGUCUCGAUUCCUCGACCAUCAACGCUAUGUUCCCCGAUGCCGCAGCCGCGAUCGCCAAGAAGAAGGCCGAAUUCACUCAGCAGACGGGCAACGCACCCCCCUCGAACCGGAACAGUGCCGUUUUUGGUGAUCGGACUUCUUUCGUUGCGCCGACCAUUUCUGCUCCGGACAAUAGUGCGGACAGCCUGGGACAACCCCCGGUAUCCCCUUGGACCCAGCGAGGCUCUGAACCCCAGCCUCCCAUUGCUCGGCCCAAGUCGUCGUCGGGUCAUCAGCCUAUGGGCCAGUUCAGCCAGUCUGGCUUGCGUUCUCCUCUGCCCACGCAGACUGCCACGAUUCCCGCUCCCGACAUCGAAGCGCCGUUGCUGUCGCCCUACAAUGUUGGAAAUGCCAGCUGGGCCUCCAUGACCAACACCCCUAUGACGGCGACGUUCGGCCAACAGCAGCAGCAACCGCAGCAGAACUCGCAUGCCGAUAUGGUGGCUAAUGCGACGGCCAUGAAAUUGGCAGCUUUGUCCACUGUGAACAAUCGGAUUGCUCUGGACGAUGCUCGCAAGUACCGGCGGGCUCGCUCCAACGACGGGCAAGGAAAGAACUCCAAUGUCAAUGUCAGCCAGCCCAUGUCUCAGGGAGGCCUGGCGAGCCCUGGUCUUCCGGGCCCGAAUCAGCUGGUUGCUGGUCAGCUUCUGAAUGCUCAGCAGCUCGCCGCCUUGCAGGCGCAGCAGCAAGCCUCGAUGGCUGGCCGCCGUUCGCGCCCGACCUCUCCUGGCAUCGCCAUGCAGGGUGGUGCUCUCGGAGCGAUGGGAUUCACAUCACCCCAGAACAACGGCUUCUUGGCGGCCUAUGACCCGAACAACCCGCUGAUGGGCAAUGGCCUGGGAGCCCUGGGAUUAGGACAGUUUGGUCUUGGAGGUCACGAGGGCUACCUGUCCGAUCACUCGGAAGUCGCCCGGGGACGCUCCCCGCGCGGUCGCCGUGGUAGCUCGAAGCCACCAGAGGAUCCCACGGACCCGAACCUGCUGAAAGACAUUCCCAGCUGGCUGAGAUCUUUGCGGUUGCACAAGUAUACGGAGAACCUGAAGGAUCUGAAGUGGACGGAAUUGGUGGAACUCAACGACAAGGCGUUGGAAGAGCGGGGUGUGAAUGCUCUCGGGGCGAGAAACAAGAUGCUCAAGGUCUUUGAACAAGUGAGGGAAGCCAAGGCCGAGGGCAAGCUCGAUAACAUUCUGUGA